Rhododendron vialii is the source of this 1396-nucleotide messenger RNA. RefSeq lists its product as uncharacterized. The transcript is spliced from 5 exons. The record is from RefSeq and is a predicted model, not a curated record. The coding region runs from base 367 to 996 and encodes 209 amino acids. NCBI's taxonomy places the organism in Eukaryota, Viridiplantae, Streptophyta, Magnoliopsida, Ericales, Ericaceae.
UUUUAAAAAAUUUGUUCCCUGCUAGAGCGGCAGAGGGUAGAGAGAGGUUAGAUUAGCAAAUGUGGAGGGUGUUUUCAUUAGCUUGAUUCCAAAUUCUGGAAUCUGGAAAUCAAUCCGUUUAGGCCAAUCUCAACUCAACGCCAUAAAAGUAGCAAGAUUUUUCAGAGGAAGCGAGCUACGUUGUUUGGACUGUUUCUUGGAAUUUCCCAGAUUAGUCGGCACGUAUUUACGUAGUACGUACUCCUUAUUUGGUACUCGACGUACUCUAUGUUGAGUCCGGUGAGUCACUUAUGGUAAAAGUCAUUUUUACAAAAUUAUAUAAGGCCCAGUAGUACCAUCAAGAGAGAGAGAGAGAGAGAGAGAGCGAUGGAGGAAGAGACGGGCAAAGAGAAAGGAGGAGAUAAAGAAAGCCCUAACAACAACAACAACAGCAGCAGCAAUCAAAUCCACAAGGAAAGUCCAGCGAAGAAGGCCAAGUCAUGCAAGGGAUGUGUAUAUUACUCAUCCACCCUCAAAUCCAAUUCUCGCAAUCCUCUCUGCGUAGGCAUCCCUCGCUCCCUCCCCCAAGUACCGCUCUACAUAGUUGGAGUAUCUGAGAUUGAAGCCUCUAGAGAGGGUAGAAGCCUUGCAGAUUUCAAGUAUGCUUGUGUUGGUUACUCUGUAUAUUCGGAUCGGAAAGGCAGUUCUGUGGAUGCUCAAGAGACGCAAGCAGAAUUGCCGAUCUGUGUUGGCCUCGAGGUUUUGGUAGACAGAAAGGUCAAUACUGCUGUCGAUCCUGUUCCAGCUGGUGUUCAGAACAAAGAAGAUGCCCAUGGAUUUCAACCACCUCGGACGCAUAAACCUACUCAUUCCGCAGGGGAUGAGUUCUUGAGCAGAUUUUCUAGAAAUGCGAAUGUGGUUGCCAUGGGGGUAGCCAAGAACCUGCGUAGAGUGGGCAAUAACAUAAAAGAUCGUCUUGAUGACAUUUUAUAUCCACACCGAAGGCGUCCGAAGUAAGAUUGCUAGUAUCAUAUGGUAUAAGAGGCAUCAAGAAACUAAGCAAGAAGGGUAGAUCACAAAACAACCUCCCUGUUCUCCUUUCAGUUCAGUUCAGCUCCACAAAGCAAUUGUCCAAUUGGAAAGGGUAGAGGGGGACAUUUUUGCAUUUUCUGUUCAAAAUUCCGAACGAUGUUUUAAUGAAAUAUAUGUUAUGUAUUGGUGUUGGCAUCCGAAUGCCUGCAAUUAUGAUUUUGAGGGGGAGAUAGAUAGCCUUGUUCUUCGCUAUCAUACUCUGCAAUUAUGAUUUUGUUUUUGUAGCCAAAAUAUGGUUCACUGGUGCCAUCGUGGCGAGGUUGGAAAGUUGUUGUAGCCUUAAGUUAAGGGAAAUAUAAUAAAUUUUUUUAUCGACUUGUGAAUA